AUGACGCCCUUGCGGGCGCAAGCACUUCUCGAGCCAGAGGACAGCUCCUCCUCGGACUUUGUCGAGUCGCCCGAGGAGGAGUCUUCGCCGGAGGUCUCCGACUCCGCUGGGGGAAACCCUUCGAGUGGCGCCGACGACCGGCGCGGAGCUGGCGAGGCGUCUCCGUCCCUCACUGUGACGUCGGGUGCCUCCGGAGAGCUCGACACCACUGGGGUGCUUGCUGCUGGUCCGAGCUCGCCUGCUUCCUCCCCGGCAUCGGUCGGGUCACGCCGGUCCUUGGGCAUUGCUGCGGCGUCGCCGCCGUCACGGGCGGUGUUGGUCUCGGCUACCGCUGACUCGGAGGCUAGCGGUACCGUGUUCCUACGGAUUUUCUGGCAGAAGCUUCUCGCUGUGGACAGGCACCUCGCUCCCGAAAAGAACCAGCACUGCUGGCAUCCAGACGCGGCAUCGCCAGCCCAAGCGCGAAGCCGCGCAGACAAGCAGCCUAAGGCGCAAUGUUUGCGAAUCUUCUCAGACGCUGCAACAUGGAGGGCGUCGAGGAACAAGCUGAACCGGCAGGUACACAGUCGGCACUUCGUGCCUGAUGACGGCCCUGCUGCUGAGGUCUUGGCUCGCAAACGCGCCGCCACCUAUCAGCGCCUCACUAUGCAGCUGACGCUGGAAGCGCUCUUGUCUGGUGCGAGGCGCAUGACGCCCUUGCGGGCGCAAGCACUUCUCGAGCCAGAGGACAGCUCCUCCUCGGACUUUGUCGAGUCGCCCGCGGAGUCUUCGCCGGAGGUCUCCGACUCCGAUGGGGGUGUAUAG
Guillardia theta CCMP2712 is the source of this 804-nucleotide messenger RNA. RefSeq lists its product as hypothetical. Lineage: Eukaryota; Cryptophyceae; Pyrenomonadales; Geminigeraceae. The coding region runs from base 1 to 804 and encodes 267 amino acids. The record is from RefSeq and is a predicted model, not a curated record. The transcript has 5 exons.